Prunus armeniaca (apricot) is the source of this 246-nucleotide messenger RNA. NCBI's taxonomy places the organism in Eukaryota, Viridiplantae, Streptophyta, Magnoliopsida, Rosales, Rosaceae. The record is from the annotation of a GenBank genome assembly.
AUGAAGGGAGGUCAUUCUCCCCCAAGGCCAGGAAGGAAUCUCGGCCACACCACGGCCUUGGCCCGCGUCGACGUUCCGGGACGAAGGAUUGUUGAUGGACAGCAGGAGGGAGAAAACCAUCUGGAUCAGGCCACGACGCCGAGAUAUGGCUCAACCAUGGUUCUGGAGAAACUACAAGGGGAAGGCCACUGGAGCAGAAAGGAGUGGAGAAAAAUGAAGAAGGCCAGGCUUUUAUAUUGGCGCUAG